Messenger RNA from Aspergillus ibericus CBS 121593, 1373 nucleotides. RefSeq names its product putative RNA polymerase II Elongator complex associated protein Kti12. The transcript has 3 exons. NCBI's taxonomy places the organism in Eukaryota, Fungi, Ascomycota, Eurotiomycetes, Eurotiales, Aspergillaceae. The record is from RefSeq and is a predicted model, not a curated record. The coding region runs from base 1 to 1275 and encodes 424 amino acids.
AUGCCGCUCAUAGUUUUAACCGGAUACCCCUGCUCCGGCCUCACCUACCGAGCCCGCCAGCUCGCAACGCAGCUCGAAGAAACCCAAACCGAGCUCUUCAAAUCCGGCGCUCUUCCUCCCACGAAACCUCGCUACAAGAUCCACAUCGUACCUACUCAUGACCCUUCGCAUCCGAGAACCGUCUACGACCAUGCCCGCACAGAAAAGGAGACGCGGGGCGUUGCGUACGCGCGGGCAAAGCGCGCCCUCAACAAGGACAGCUUCGUGAUACUCGACGGAAUGAACUACAUCAAGGGAUAUCGGUAUCAGCUGUGGUGUGAGGCGAAAGCCUUAGGGACGACAUGCUGUGUGGUCCACGUCGGCACCCCAAUCGACCAAUGCGUCGCAAACAACAAGGCCCGACUACGCCGUCAAAACGACACAGACAACACCACCAACAAGGAAGACACAGCCCAGUCCAACCCAGAAUCCACACCAUCCGAACCCUCUCCAUCCACCGAACCCUCCCCCACCACCACCGACACCGAAGACCCCUACCCCCCCGAGCUCCUCAACAACCUCAUCUUCCGAUACGAAGAACCCAGCAUCCACAGCCGCUGGGACAAGCCCCUCUUCACCGUCCCCUGGUCCGACGCAACCCCCCCAAUCGCCGACAUCUGGACCGCCCUAACCGGCAUCCCACACCCAUCCACCACCACCACCGACUCCACCACAACAACAGCAACCACACCCACCCUCUCAACCCUCACCAGCGCCCUCCACAACACCACCCUCCCCUCCACCGCCAGCACCACAACCACAACCCCCCGCUCCGGCCCCCUCGGCCGUCCCAAAAUCAAACCCCACCAAGCAACCGCCAUGCCCAUCGCAACCGACUCCUCCGCCCUCUACAGCAUGGAAAAGCGCACCUCCGCCAUCGUAACCGCCAUUCGAAGCUUCACGCUCGCCAAUCCCUCCGCCGAAGCCGCGCUCGUGCAGGCCCAAAACACCUCCAAUGCCAAUAAUCGCGGCAUCUCCAUUCCCGUCCCGGAGGCAUCCACCCCCGUUUAUAUUCCGGCGCACGUGGCGACCUCCGGCACGACGGAUGAAUUGGCCGGCGCGGGAGGAAUCCUUGCAUUGCCGAGACUGCAGAGACUCAGGAGGCAGUGGAUUGCGUUGAAUCGGGCGUAUGUGCAGGGUGCGCAUGCGUCGAGUAAGGGGGGUUUGACUGCGGAGCAGGUGCCUGAUGCGUUUGUGAGGUUUUUGAAUGCCGAAUUUGGCGGGGAGAGUGAGUGAAUUCUUUUCCUUCUCUUGUUUUGGUUGGAUUGUUGGGUUAGUUGGAAGGGGUUUCGCGAUAGAAAAAAGUUUACAUAGAUUGGGGAAGCGUGUAUUUC